This is a messenger RNA of Anguilla rostrata (American eel), 5791 nucleotides long. It is a transcript of the gene cnih3, whose product is annotated as cornichon family AMPA receptor auxiliary protein 3. The record is from RefSeq and is a predicted model, not a curated record. The coding region runs from base 619 to 1119 and encodes 166 amino acids. Gene Ontology annotation, biological process: endoplasmic reticulum to Golgi vesicle-mediated transport; regulation of AMPA receptor activity. Gene Ontology annotation, cellular component: synapse; COPII-coated ER to Golgi transport vesicle; endoplasmic reticulum membrane. The transcript is spliced from 5 exons. NCBI's taxonomy places the organism in Eukaryota, Metazoa, Chordata, Actinopteri, Anguilliformes, Anguillidae.
GAAUGGUAGUUAUUCUGGAGAGGGAUAUUGAAGAGGUGUAGAAGUUACUGCCACUUUAAAUCCACCUGUUGGGAGACACCGCCUGCGCCUUUUGUGGAGUGGAUCUAUAGGUUAAUCGUGUUUUGAGGGGAGCGCUUAUUACCUGUUAUGUCGCCUGGAGAGAGUUGCUGAGCUCGUGUUUAAAAUCUCUCGUGGCGCCACUUUGUCGUGUCGCAGAAUGGAUUACCUGUGUCUGUCAGCUACAGUCCGCGUCUCCGGACUGCCCUAGAGUACUGUACAGCGUCUUGUGGAUCGCAUCGCAUCUACUUCGGGGAUAUUAUCGUGACCGAUGUGUUUUGAGAAGAUAGCCAUUUCCUCCUUUUUCUAUGUCCCUAUUUACACACACCGCGCUUUCUUCGAAUAUUGCCAUUAUGCCGAAGCUUAUUAUGGGAGCCGUCUGGUUUUGAAACACGGCGUUUAAAGAGUGAAACUUGCGCACCCUUCGCUGGAGACGAUCUGCAACAAAUUGUUGCAAACGUUUAGAAGACGAUGCUCGAUUUGUCUAUUGUCGGUGUUGCGCCCUAAUUUCCAGUUUUCCCUCUGAAUCAUCUCUGGGAAAAUUUCCACGGGUUAAUUUAAAUGAUGUUUACUUUUGCUGCCUUCUGCUACAUGCUCUCGUUGGUUCUCUGCGCCUCGUUGAUCUUCUUUGCAAUUUGGCACAUAACGGCCUUCGAUGAGCUCCAAGCGGAUUUCAAGGUCCCGAUCGAUCAGGGCAAUCCACUUCACGCGCGGGAGAGGCUCAGGAACAUCGAGCGGAUCUGCUUCCUCCUGCGAAAGCUGGUGCUUCCGGAAUAUUCCAUCCACGGCCUCUUCUGCAUUAUGUUCCUGUGCGCUCAGGAGUGGCUGACUGUGGGCCUCAAUGUCCCACUCCUCUUCUACAACACGUGGAGGUACUUCCAUAGCCCCACGGACACGCCCGAGCUCCUCUACGACCCCGCCUCCGUGAUGAACGGCGACACGCUCAAGUUCUGCCAGAAAGAGGCCUGGUGCAAAAUGGCGUUCUUCGUCCUCUCCUUCUUCUACUAUCUCUACUGGUGUGUGGUUUGUACCACUUUCCCCAUGUCCCCGAGCACAGUAUGAACUAUAUUAAUCGUCGUUCGGUUAUUAACGUGUGAGGAAUAAUGGUGACAGAAUCUCUCGUUGUUGUCGUUCUGUCCUCCGCAAUUGUGCAUAUGUAAAAAUGCAGGGUUGGUUUUAUUUUCAUUUGUUUAUUUUAUUUUGUUGUUUUUAAUUUAAAAAACAAAGUACGUUUUUGUUGGCUGUCGGAUGGUUUGUGCCAUCCGAGCCACUGUUCUAGCGGUGGGUUGGCCCCGUUGCCUGGCACCGGAUUCAGACUGAUGUAAAAUGAAGUAGAUUUAGCAAAGAAAGGGCUUGAAGCUUUGAUCUUCAUUUCUCUGCAUUGUUUGUUAUCUAAUACCUAAAAACAUUCUUAUGAUCAAUAAGUCUAAAUUUAUGAAGAUCAAGAGCAGGGAGAUGGUCCUUUCAGAAAGACCCUGGUUUUUUGGUGGCCUCUCAACGUGGUCAUUUGUUUUAAUUUUUUUUUUUGUUACCCCCCCCCCCCCCCCCACCCCCUUUCUGAACAGCGGUUGUGAAUAUGGUGUUACUUCCCUUUAUUAUAGCGUGUACUGGACCUGACCUGAGAUUUCACGCCUCAUUGGUCGUAGUGAGUUUGACCCCCCCACCCAUACUGUUCCUACUUAACAGCACUCCUGUUUUUUGGAAACACAGCCUGAUGCCAUGCUGUCCCUUUAGGAACUGGUGGAUGUAGCACACAACCCAAGGAACCCACAAACAGUGCCCCCCCCCCUUCCCACAGGUCCCAAACAGCUGGUGUUUUUGCAACAGGAAAUCUUGUCGAUACGGCGGCUGCAGCCCAGUUCAGCAAAAUGGCAGCCAUUUAUAAUUCAGCAGUGCUGCCCUGCUUGCUUAUAUUAGUCCCUUUCAUGUCAAUUGGUAUUUUCACCAUUAUGCAUGACAGCCUUACCCUCGCCUACCCCAUUUACAUACACAUGCACACACAUACCUAACCCUCAGCCCUCCACCCUCUACACGCGCAUGCCCACACACACACGCACAUGAACACAAACACACACAUACAAACAUGCAGGCAUGCACACACACACAUAUACACGCACACACACACACACACACAUAUACACGUGCACACACACACACACACAUGCACGCACACACACACACACACACACGUGCACACGCACACACACACACACAUGCACACACAUUAAUGUUCCUCAGCAUGCCCCAGUAACCCACACAUAUUAUAACUAACAACUGUGUGGCAUCUGCCGCCAAGCACACUUCCCCUCGCAGAUCAAUGAAAAAUUGAAGAUUGAGCGAGGCAGGAGGUCCGCACCCAGGCAGCAACCGGCAGCCACAGCUCAUUAGCCGAACCCCCUGCUUAAAUCUAAUGAAACGCAGCUGACGGGGGCCGCCCUGGCGAGACGGGGGACGGGGGGGAUGGGGGGGGGAGAAAGCUGAAAAUAAAAACUUCUGCUACGCGGGGUCGCUCUUCGAAAAGGGCAGGGCUGUGGCUUUUCGAACCCCGAGCCGGUAGACGCAGAUCCCAAACGCGACGCUCGCCGUUGCCACGGCGGCCCCCUGAUGUUCGCGCCCGCGCUGGGUGUAAAAUGGAGGCUGUGCCUUGGCGGAGUCGCCCUUUAGAAAAGGCCGCCGCUGCUAAGCAAAUUUAAAUAAGUAAUGAGGUCUGUAAUGUGCUGGGAGACAGCGGCUGUGCGCGCGCACACACCGCAUCGCUCCUUAAAGUUCUCGCUCGCUAACGGCGUCUCCUCGCACGCCAAGGCCGCGGCCGGUUUGCCGCGUCAGCCCGUUCUCUCGUUUUUACGAACGCGGUAAACGCGGUUCGUAAAAAAAAAAACCGCGUCUGAUUUUUUUUUUUCGCACACGCGGCAAAUUUUCCUGUAUUCCAUAAGACCCGGCGGUCGCGUAAAUCGCAAGAUUUUUUUUUUCAAACGCAAGGUUAUUAGUGAUUCAAACUGAAAUACGGCAGUUGGAGUGUCAUCGAUGCCAUUUCCUUGAGGUAACCUCGACAUCCCUGUUUUAUGUGGGUGUGGCAUUGGCCGCAUCAGGAGAAAUUGCGUUCCUUUCGACCUUGCGCGCACACACGCAGUCCACUCUGUGUGAUCCACAGGGCUGAAAAAAAUUGUCAUGUUUAAUCUCUCCAUCAUCCGGUUCAGUCCCCACCCUCCCCCAACCCCACACUUGCUGAAGGAGGCAGGCAAAUACUGCGCAUUAAUAACUUUAAUCUAGUGACAAAGUGUUCCUGGCACCAGAUGCUGUAUUGGAGGGAGGCUGGCUAAUUAACUUGCACCUCUGUUGGGUGAGAGAGUCCUUCCGGCUCGUUGGCACCUCCGCAUGGGCAGGCGCUGGUUUGGGUUUUUUUUCUUUUUUUUUUUUUUUUGGGUUUUUUUUUUUCCUCCUGUCAAAAUUCUGGAAGCAGGGAAGAAGUUCUUCUUUCAGUCAUGGCUGUUCAGCUAACGAGAUGGGUGAAUACACUGCUCCAGCAUAGUCGUGUCCCCAGUGAAUUUCUACUCUUCAAACAUUGACCAAACAUUGAUAUUUUUAUCCUUUAUCUCUUUCAUGAAUAUACUCCACUGUGUUUUUGUUUUUAUUCAAAGCCUUUUUUGUUAGUUUUCUGGGGGGUUUUGCAGUGCAUACAAACAGUGACAGCUCCAUAUGUGGACAAAAUGUUUUACUUUAUGUUUUUUUACUUAAAGCAAUCAGAAAUAACCUUUAACACUGAGAAGCAUUCAGCACUGGCCACCAUCAACCAUCAAAACAUUUGAACCCCAGAGGAAGCAUGAAUCAGUCCUGUGUUGCUUGAUUUCUGCAUUUUUCUUAAUGAACCGCAUAUUUUCAGGAGUGGUUUUGGUGUCCAGAACUGAGCGUGUGUCGAAUGUUCAUGCGAGUGGGUACCCGUAUACUUACAGCUGCUCUUUGUUUUUUUGUUUUUUGUUUUUCUCUCUCUCCUAGUUUGAUCUACUCUUUAGUAGCUUGGUAACGCGUAGCAUCUGCGUCAGAGCUCUCGCCGUGAGAGAGAGCCCUCCCUGGGAUGUUGGGUAAACUCAAGUCGGGUUUUUUGCACUUGGAUUCUGGAGAACCAAUUUGGAGCAAAAAGAGCACUUUUCAGGCUGCAAGCAAUUUUCACCCGGAGGGUCGGGGGUGGGCGGGGUGAAGGAGGAAGGGGGGGGAGAGGGUGGGGGGGGGGGAUGUGUGUUUGUCAGUCUGGAGAGGCAGCAUUUUUACAGUGGGUUCCUGUCUUCUCAACAUACGUUAAAGGAAAUGUCAGCGUUUACAGUUCUCGGUCAAAGGCACAGUCGUGUACGUGCGUCAGAGCGACUACCUACAGUAUGUCUGUCUGUCUGUCUCUCCUAGGCCAAUGUUUGUAAUAUCAGCUCCCCACCGCCACCCCCCCCCCCCCCUUUUUACCCCCACCACCCUGUUCAGGAGCCAAGCGUUUGUUGCAAUUGUCAUUUUGCACAGUUUUUUCGUCUCAGGCACAGCGAAGUACACUAGUCUGGAUGUAGCCCUCUCACGUACUACUGGUAGUUUCAAUUGGUGUCGUGCAAAAAAAUAUUUAUACAUAAGCAGGAAAUGGAGACCAGGUCAAGGUAGCAAACAGGGUCAUCGAAUGUUGCAUUUUUAUCCGAGGCAUACCUGGCCUGUAUGUUCAUACACACCUGAGCUUUUGUGAUAUGUCCAUUUGUGUAUUCGGAACAAAAUUAUUAUUAUUAUUAUCAUUAUUUUGUUUGUUUGUUUUAAUUUUAAUUGAAAUGUCAUCUAUGAAGCAUUACUGUAUUGAUAUGGAAGCUGUGUGAUAAUACCUUGUCAUUGUGCUGUUAUUCGGUGACUUAUUUAAGAAGUGCUUAAUAGAUACAAACUGCAAUUAUAAAGCUUUUUUUUUUAUUUAAAAAACAUACUCCUGUAGCCUAAUUCUAGAAACUUUUGAGGUAUCACAAGUAUACAAAAUGACUUUGCACAAUAGUUACUAUGGUUUUGCACAAUAUUUGUAUACCCUGACAGAGUGGAGGUCUUCCAGUACACCCAAAAAUGCAAGUCGCCAUUUUAUGUAAUGAUGGAUACAAAAUUAGCCGCAUAAUUUCCACAUUGUUAUCUUUGAACACAGACCAAAUCCAUAAUUAUUUAUAAGUUACAUUUAUCUGUAUUUAUUUGAUUGGUUGUUGUUGCCUACUUACCUACGACUGCAGGCAGUUUCUGUUAUAGGCUGCAAGUGUUAAUAGAAAAGUGAAACUUUCUUGGUAAUUCAUCUAUUGAAAAAGUAUUGAAUUAUUUAAAACUACUUUCGAAUCAAAAGUGUUUUUGUAAAUGUUUCGCAGUGUUUCUGAAAAGAGACACAGACACAGAUGGAAACUUGGAGCUUUCAUUUUUUUGUUUCCCCAUCAGUGUUUUUCAAUCACAGUUGUUGCCAAAAACACCGUCUGAAAACAAGUUUCUGCAAACAGCGAAGCAUGCAACACAAUGACAUUUCUGUUUUUAGGUUCUUUCAUGAGAUCCUGUGUACUUGCAUAGUUUUUGAUUUCUGUUGCAUCAGAGUUGUUCCUCUGACUUUUACAGGGGAAGACAAAAAGAAGCUCACUGUUGUUGUUUGAUCUUGUUUAGACAUUUUAUAUCUUUGCCGUGUGUACGUAUCCACCCAUGGUUAAUUUAGAUAUUAUUAAAUAAAGUAUUGGUUAUUUUAAAAACUUCCCUCUGG